Molecule: messenger RNA, 1170 nt
Organism: Blepharisma stoltei
Lineage: Eukaryota; Ciliophora; Heterotrichea; Heterotrichida; Blepharismidae
Source: the annotation of a GenBank genome assembly
AUGAGUUUGGUCUUACUCUUUACUGCUAUCGCUGCAGCUCUUCCUAUAGAUCAGACAAAAGAAAUAAGCAAAAUUGCUUUUGGAUCAUGUCAUCAUCAUAAUCGUGCAAAAAAUCCUGAGAUUUUUCAUUCGAUUUCUCAAUGAAAACCUGAUCUCUUUUUAUGGCUUGGGGAUGCUGUAUAUGCAGAUAUUCUCUACACGCACUUUAUAUCAUUUCCUAAUAAUAUUGAGAACUGAAGAAUGCUUUAUAAUAAGCUUAAGAAUAUUUCUGAAUACCAAGAGCUUAUCAAUACUUCAAUGAUCAGUGGAGUGUGAGACGAUCAUGAUUAUGGAAUUAAUGAUGGGGAUAAAACAUUUUCUAUGAAAAAUGAAUCAAAACAGCUUUUUCUUGAGUUUUUGGGAGAAAACAACAGUGAAAGAUGAAAUCAUGAUGGGCUGUAUCAAUCUUACACGUUUGGAAAUAAUGGAAAAAGGAUUAAAAUUAUAUUGAUCGAUAUAAGAUGAUUCAGAGAUAAUAAAAAAGAUACUGAUGGAGACUCUUUAGGCGAAGAGCAGUGAAAUUGGCUUGAAAAAGAACUUAAAAAUCCUGGCGAUAUAACAAUUAUCGGAAAUGGCUUGCAAAUAACAGUUCAAGAUCGAUUAGGGCCUACAGAAAGAUGGCACGAUAAAUCAUACAACAGAUUGAUGAAAAAUCUUGAAAAGGUCCCUGGAGCAAUUUUAUUGUCAGGCGAUGUCCAUAUUGGAGAAAUAUUAAAACAAAAUUGCAAUAAAUACACAAUUUAUGAAGUAACUUCAAGUGGUAUGACUCAUACCGCUUACACAGUUUUUGGUUAUAUUGGGCUCUUUUUAAGUACCUUUGACUUGCAUUUUGGUAAUAAUGUUGGACCUAGAAUUUAUGAAUUUAAUUAUGGUACUCUUGAAGUUGAUUGAAAUUCAAGAACAAUUGAAAUGGCAAUAAGAGAUUCGUUUGGGAAUAUUCUUCAAAGUGAACUAAUAACUAUCGAAAAAUUGAAAACACCUAUUGAAAAGCCAUCAUAUUAUUGUGGAAAAACUUCAUUUUAUAUAAAUAGUACGCACAUCUUAUCUAUGACAGUCGUGUUUGCUUGCCCAGCUUUUAUCCUUCUUAUGGCUUUAAUUAUAGCCUUAAGAAAAUAUUCUCAUACUUAUUAA